AAGAACUGGCCGGCCCUGCUCAUCCUGGUCAUCAUCGCCCUAACCGUGGGUGGCAACAUCCUGGUCAUCCUGGCUGUGUCGCUGGAGAAGAAACUCCAAAAUGCCACCAAUUUCUUCCUGAGGUCCUUGGCAGUGGCCGACAUGCUGGUGGGCAUCCUGGUAAUGCCCAUCUCUCUCAUCAACAUCCUCUAUGACUACGCCUGGCCCCUGCCCAGUGCUUUGUGUCCCAUCUGGAUCUACCUGGACGUGCUCUUCUCCACCGCCUCCAUCAUGCACCUGUGCGCCAUCUCUCUGGACCGCUACGUGGCCAUCCGCAACCCCAUCGAGCACAGCCGAUUCAACUCCAGGACCAAAGCCAUGAUGAAGAUUGCCGCCGUCUGGACCAUUUCCAUAGGCGUCUCCACACCAAUCCCGGUGAUCGGCCUCCGCCACGAGGACAAGGUGUUCGUCAAUGGCAGCUGCGUUCUCAAUGAGGAGCGCUUCAUCCUGAUCGGCUCCUUCGUGGCCUUCUUCAUCCCGCUGGUCAUCAUGGUGGUCACGUACGGUCUCACCGUCCAAGUGCUGCAACGGCAGGCCACCGUCUUCCUAUGCGAGGCCAAGUCGGCAUCCCAGCAGCCUUUGCGGCCCCCGGCCCACACCGCCGGCUCGGACAUCCACGCGACAGGUGAGCUCCCAGUUUAGCCAGAUGUCAAACCGACGUCAGAGCCGGGUCUGCUCUUGAGUGUCUCCGCGUCCGAGUGUGUGGGCAUUCUUCCUGGCUCCGAGGCAACGUCUCAGCUCAGCUCGCCGGCCGCCGGGCCCGGACGCGGUGACGGCGCCGCGUGCCACGGUCGACGCGGGAUGAUGCAGGCCAUCAAGAACGAGAGGCGGGCCUCCAAGGUAUUAGGAAUUGUCUUCUUCCUCUUUCUCAUCAUGUGGUGUCCGUUUUUCAUCACCAAUGUCACCUUGGUGCUGUGUGGAGGCGCCUGCGACGAGUCCCUGCUGCAUGAACUGCUUAACGUCUUCGUGUGGGUGGGCUACAUCUCAUCAGGGGUCAACCCGCUGGUCUACACACUCUUCAACAAGACUUACAGGAGAGCUUUCUCCAGCUACAUCCGCUGUCGCUACAACGCCGGCGCCAACGUGGCCGGGGCCGGGCAGGCCUUCAAGAACCCUCUGGCUCUGCCGCCGCCCCCGUCGUCCUCGCACGCCGUUACGCCGCCGGACAGCCGUAGCAAGGCCAAUACGGAACGGAGCCGAGACGGCGACUGUCGAAACGGCGGACGGACGGGCCCGGAGGACAGCUUGGACCGAACCGGGGGUGGUGUGGCGCCCCUCCUUGGGGGGGCGCUCUCUGAAACAGAAACUGAAGAGCAGGAGCUGUCGCUUAUCAGUUGCAGCCCCGCCUCUACUGUCCAUACCAGCAGCGUGUGA
This is a messenger RNA of Nerophis lumbriciformis (worm pipefish), 1413 nucleotides long. The record is from RefSeq and is a predicted model, not a curated record. NCBI's taxonomy places the organism in Eukaryota, Metazoa, Chordata, Actinopteri, Syngnathiformes, Syngnathidae.